AUGACUGGUGAUCCCAAAGCCCAGCCGCCGGGCAAGAAGGCUGCAACCUCGUCCCCCGGCAACCCCCUGGACUUUUUCUUUCUCAUGUGGCUCUCGCCGCUCCUCAAGACCGGCUACAAGAAUCCCCUGGUUGAAGAAGAUCUCUAUGUGAUGAAGGCCAAGAGCACGGCCGAGUCUCUGACUCGGCAGAUCCAGCCCUUCAACGACCAGCUGGCCCGCUAUCUCCAGCAGAAGAAGGCUGCCAGUGGCGACGGAGGUGCCGACGCCAAGGGCGUUCGCCCACCCUCGCUGUUCCCGGUUUUCGUCCGGCUCUUUCUCGGUCGAUGGCUCGUCGGCUUCUUGAUGUGUGUCAUUUACAAAAUCGGCAUCGUCUGCACUCCGAUCCUUCUCCGCCAAGUGAUUCUGAGCAUCUCUGGCGAGCCCGCAAUCAUCGCCAAUCCCUAUGGCACCUCGGUUCUGCUCUUCCUCUGCGUCCUGCUCUCCGCCGUCAUCGGCGGUGCAGAGAGCCAGAUCAUGAUCAGUAUUGCCAUCGACAUACGCACGGCUGUGACCGGACUCAUCUUUGAAAAGUCCUUCAAGCUGUCUCCCAAGUCUUCCCUUCUCUUUCCAGAGGGCAAGCAACUCGCCUUUGUCAAUGUCGAUGCCCAGCAGAUGUACCAAGCAGUCAUGUCUCUCGACAGCGCCAUCACUGACAUCUUCCAGGUCGCUGUGAUCCUGUACCUGAUCUGGUCGCUGAUCGGUCCCUCAGUGUUUAUCUCCAUCGGUAUCGUCCUGGGAGGCUUCGUAUUCGCUGGCGUGUGUGCCGUGUUCAUAUCUCGGUCCCAACGAAACAUGCUGAAGCACAACGAUAGUCGUAUCCACCUCAUCCGCGAGGUGUUCCUGAAUGUUCGCAUGAUCAAGCUGCGCGGCUGGGAGAGUAUCUUUGAAGGCAAGAUCGAUGGCAUCCGGCAAAAUAUGCUCCGAGCGCUUGCCGGCUUUCUCGUUAGUCUUUUGGCCAUCAUCUCGGUCAUUAUUUCGGUUCCCAUGCUCCUUCCGGCGAUCAGUUUCAUUUUCUACUCUAGAUUUGGAAAUGUCCUGAGACCCGAGAACAUCUUCCCGGCCAUUGCCCUCUUUACCAUGAUUCUCCAGCCUCUCAAUGACCUUCCCCAGACUAUCGGCGCAAUUGUCCAGGCACAGGUCUCUUGGGCUCGUCUCUCUGCCUUCUUUGCGGCAGAGGAACUCAGCGACGCUGAAAUUGCCGCGAAGCGCGAGCAGCUCCCACUCGUCGAUGAUGAGUAUGCGGUGGUGAUCACCGACGCUACAUUCAAGCACGAGGAUCCCAUUCCGAGUGUGCCCAAACCGGAUCCCAAGGCAAAAAAAUCGAAAAAGGGCAAAUCCAAGCCAGGAAACGCCACGAACGAGGAUCCUGUGCCCGAAAACGUCGCGGACCAGUCCGAGUCCAAGGUUGCCACUGAGCCCAUUUCCGAUGAGCCUCUUGCUACCAAGCCCAUCUUCGAGGGCCUUAGUCUCAAGAUCAAGAAGGGCCAGCUGACUGCCGUCGUCGGUCGUGUGGGCUCGGGCAAGUCCUCGCUCCUGAGCGCUCUGAUGAACCAGAUUGCCAAGCUCGAAGGCACGGUCGCUGUCAAUGGCCAGAUUGCGUACUGCUCGCAGCAGCCUUGGAUCCGCACCGCCACGCUGAAGGACAACAUCCUAUUCGAAUCGACGGAGCAAGACGAUGAGCGUCUUGGCAAGGUGGUGGUUGCCUGUGGCCUCGAGAGAGAUCUCACGGAGCUGCCCAAUGGUAUCCUGACCGAAAUCGGCGAGAAGGGCGUCAACCUCUCUGGUGGCCAGAACGCCCGUGUGGCUUUAGCCCGUGCCGUCUACAGCAACGGAGACAUUUAUCUUCUCGAUGAUCCUCUGGCUGCCCUGGAUGCCCACGUUGGCAAGCAGGUCUUUGAAGAUUGCAUCUCGUCUCGCGGUAUCCUCGCCGACAAAACCCGAGUCUUGGUGACCCACCAGCUGCACCUGAUGCCCCACACGGACAACAUCAUCGUUCUGGAUGACGGCAAGGUCGUCGAGUCUGGCAGCUUCUCCGAUCUGAUGGCCUUCGAAGGUGGCUAUCUGUCCAAGCUGAUGGGCGACUAUCAGCACGACCCCGAAGCGUACAUGGCCUCUGUCAAGCCCAAGGAUAACAAGGACAAAAAGGGCGCCAAGAAGGACGACGAGAAGGGCGGCAUUAUUACCAGCGAAGAAAUCCAGAAGGGUGCAGUUCCUCUCAAAAUCUACUGGGACUACUUCAAGUAUGGCGGUGGCUUUGCGGUGUUCCUGCCAUACCUGCUGUUCAGUCUUAUGACAGGCGCUGCCAACAUCGGCGCUGGACUUUGGAUGAACUUCUGGACCUCUCCCACCAACCCCCUCAACCUCCGACAAGACCAGUAUCUGCUCGGCUACAUUGUACUGCAAGUUAUUUUGACCGUCACCUUGAUCAUAUCCAGUUCUAUUCUGGCAAUCAACUCCAGAAAGGUCCACAGGCUCCUCAUCUCCAAGUUGCUUAGCUUCCCUGUCGGCUUCUUUGACUCUCAGCCCCUCGGUCGAAUCCUCAACCGCCUGAGCAAGGAUAUUGAAUUUGCUGAUCAAUCCAUGUGGAACAUUGUCAUGAACGCCAUCAUCCUGUCGAUGCUGGUGCUCUCCGGUAUCAUUGUCAACAUCUAUGCCACUCCUUGGAUCGCUGCCUUCUAUGCUGUUCUCUCGGUGCUGGUGUGGUUCAUUUUCCUCUACUAUCGCGCCUCUGUUCGCCAACUCAAGCGCCUUGACUCGAACCUGAGGAGUCCGCUGUACGCCUUCAUUUCCGAGUCGUUCACUGGCUCGUCCACCAUCCGCGCCUUCCACGCCGAGCAGCGCGUCAUCAAGAAGCAGCAGGUGUUGAUCGACCAGUCCAACGCGCCUUUCUACCUGAACCAGCUCUGCGCCAUCUGGUUCCGUGUGCGAGUGUCGGCACUUUCCUCGUUGGUCAUCCUCGCGAUGGCGAUCCUGGCCAUCGCUACUGGCAUCUCGCCCUCUCUUGCCGCUCUGGGCCUGUCGUACGCCCUGGACAUUCCUUCGCAACUCAUUGGACUGGGUCAAAUCCUGUCUUUGGUGGAGCAAGGCAUGAACUCCAUGGAGAGAUUUGUGCAUUAUAUCGAGGAUCUCCCCACCGAGGCCCCGCGCAGACAAGAGCACUACGACCCCAAGACCAACUGGCCCACGAAUGGCGAGAUUGUCAUCAACAACCUGUCUGUGGCCUACCCAAGCCGACCCGACCACCUGGUUUUGACAGACAUCAGCCUGGCGAUCCGCCCUGGAGAGAAGCUUGGCGUUGUUGGCCGCACCGGCAGUGGCAAGAGCACUCUGAUUCAGGCACUGUUCCGCAUGGUCGAACCCGUCAAGGGCUCGAUUGUGAUCGACGGGCAUGACACCUCCAACCUGGGACUGCACACGCUCCGCCAGAACAUCCAGAUCAUUCCGCAGGAGCCUGUUCUCUUCACUGGCACCAUCCGCUCGAACUUGGAUAUCGAAGGCACCUAUAGCGACGCCGACAUCUGGGACGCACUUGAGGUUGUUGGCUUGAAGGACUUUGUCACCGACUUGCCUCUCAAGAUUGAGGCACCAGUUGCGGAUGGCGGAUCGAACCUCUCGGUGGGCCAGCGACAGCUAUUGUGUCUCGCCCGAGCCAUUAUCUGCAAGCCCAAGAUCCUCGUCCUGGAUGAAGCAUCCAGUGCCGUCGACGCCGAAGCCGAUGCCCGCAUCCAAAAGUCGAUCCAAGACAACUUCUCCAGCUCAACCGUCAUCAGCAUUGCCCACAGACUCAACACCAUCGCCAACUUUGACAGGAUCUUGGUUCUCAAUGCCGGCAAGGUUGCUGAGCUCGACACUCCUCACACUUUGCUUACUCGACCUGAGGGCGGCAUCUUUGCCGAACUUGCCGAGGCCACGGGCGCUGCAAACGCCGACCUCCUUCGCAGCAUCGCCGCCGACCACGCUGCGGCUCAGUCGUCCAGCAUCUAA
Polychytrium aggregatum is the source of this 4023-nucleotide messenger RNA. RefSeq names its product P-loop containing nucleoside triphosphate hydrolase protein. The transcript has 26 exons. The record is from RefSeq and is a predicted model, not a curated record. Lineage: Eukaryota; Fungi; Chytridiomycota; Chytridiomycetes; Polychytriales. Gene Ontology annotation, cellular component: membrane. Gene Ontology annotation, biological process: transmembrane transport. Gene Ontology annotation, molecular function: ATP hydrolysis activity; ATP binding; ABC-type transporter activity. The coding region runs from base 1 to 4023 and encodes 1340 amino acids.